Brassica napus (rape) is the source of this 756-nucleotide messenger RNA. RefSeq lists its product as uncharacterized. The transcript has 3 exons. The coding region runs from base 1 to 756 and encodes 251 amino acids. NCBI's taxonomy places the organism in Eukaryota, Viridiplantae, Streptophyta, Magnoliopsida, Brassicales, Brassicaceae. The record is from RefSeq and is a predicted model, not a curated record.
AUGUUGUUUUAUCUCACGACACUGAAUCUGGCACAGUGCUUGACUUCUGAAGGACCAGAGUUACCUGUAGAAGGUGAUUUUCCUGAUGAAAUCGUUAAAGCUUCAGAGGCAUGGACACAAAACGCGUUUUUGUGCAAAAAUUAUAUUCUUACCGCCUUGGAUGAUUCUCUCUACGACGUUUAUCAUAUAUUCCAAACUCCAAAACAGUUGUUGGAGUCAUUAGAGAAGAAGUACAAAUCUGAAGUUGCAAGCACUAAGAAGUUCAUUGUGGGAAAGUUCUUAAACUUUAAGAUGAGCGACACUGUUUCUGUGGUUAAACAAGUGGAAGAAAUUCAAGUUAUUGCUCAUGAAUUGAGGGAUGAAAGUCUGGGGCUGAUGAAACAAGAAGAAAACCGUAAGAAUGAGAAUUCUGAAUAUUCUUCUAUGGAAGCGAAAGCCAAUGUAGUUGAGGGAGACAACUCCAAAUUCAAGAGCUUUAAGAACAACAAGAAGGUGAAGAAGCCAUUCACCUUUCCAAAGGGCAUUAACUUCAAGAAAAAAGCCAAAGACUGCCGUCACAGAAAAGACGGACCAACGGUUGGAGACGUCAAUAACGCAAAUCUUGCCGAGAAUCAUUUUGUUGCUGUUGUUUCAGAAACAAACAUAAUGACAAACUCCAAUGAUUGGUGGAUAGACUAUGGUGCUACAAAGCACGUGUGUUCUGAUGUGAGUAAGUUCGUCACGUAUGAACAAGGUUCUAGCGGAGAAAAGUGUUAA